Messenger RNA from Anolis sagrei ordinatus, 580 nucleotides. Lineage: Eukaryota; Metazoa; Chordata; Lepidosauria; Squamata; Anolidae. The record is from RefSeq and is a predicted model, not a curated record.
CGCCUUUCUUUCACAGAGGAAAUGUGAUUGUUGGCUGAGAAUUUUAGAAUAGAGCCUGUUUUGGGAUUUCCUUCCCUUGAGAGAAGAGGGAGGAAAAGCAUCUUGGAUCCAAUUUACUUCUUCUACAAACAGUGGUUCCAACAUGGAGAGACCCAACUCACCUGGACCUGAAGCAGGACUUGGGAGCAGUGGAGCACCCUGGAAAAAAACUACACAUAAGUCCCAGAGUGUGGACCUUUCUAGCUCAGACAUACAGUGCCAGCGCUUCAGGCAUUCCUCCUUCCGAGAGGGCGAGGGACCCAGAGAGGUUUGCAGCCGCCUCCACUCUCUCUGCCGCCAGUGGCUGAAGCCAGAGCAACACACCAAGGCGGAGAUGCUGGACCUGGUGAUCCUGGAGCAGUUCCUGAGCAUCCUGCCCCCAGAGAUGGGGAGCUGGGUCCGAGAGUGUGGGGCAGAGACCUCUUCCCAGGCGGUGGCCCUGGCGGAAGGCUUCCUCCUGAGUCGGGAAGAGGACGAGAAGCAGGAAGGACAGGUGAGAGCAUUGCCUCUUUGGUUCCCUCACCAUGGGACUGAUAGAUAG